This is a messenger RNA of Drosophila bipectinata, 998 nucleotides long. RefSeq names its product transmembrane protein 134. The record is from RefSeq and is a predicted model, not a curated record. NCBI's taxonomy places the organism in Eukaryota, Metazoa, Arthropoda, Insecta, Diptera, Drosophilidae.
CUCUGGUCACACUCGAACGUGCUGCUUCUUCCUGCCCUGCUGAACUCGUCUUUUGUGUCGCGUUAAAUAGAACGAGAAAAACCCCUUUUCGUCGGUUCAAAGGCUGUGGAAUAGGGAAAAUCGGUGAAAAAUCAACCCGGAUUCGGAGUGCACAACCAGGAUGGCGAGGCAGCAUUAGAACCAAAUCGCUUUUCACUCGAUAUUCGAGGCAGUGCGAGCCAACGUUGGCAACCCAAAUAUCGUCGUUAAUAAUAAACAACACCAACAGCAGCAGCAGCCGAAGCAGCAGCAGCCGUUGAGCCAGCAUAAACAGCGGAAAUAUGUACAACAACGGGGCCAGGGGCUUCUCCAUACACGACGCCUUCGAGGAGGAGACGGACGAGGCGAUACGUGUGUAUGGAUCCACUGUGAUAUCCACGCCCAUGCGGGGCGGAAAGCAAGGUCGCUCCACCGAAGACGUCUCCAUUCGCAUCCAGGAUCCAAAGGGCUACAAGUAUGCCGAGGACACAACGUCCCGGGACAGUGACUCGCUCAUCCAGGAGUACGGCAACCUGCCCACGGAGGAGACCAACACAUACUGCUGGCGGCAUCCAAAGGUGCGCGAGAACUGGCGCACAGUCCUGGCCGCCUUCACGCUCCUUGUCAUCGGCACUGGCCUGUUCGUGAUGGGCACCUUCGCCAUUGCCGAUCCGCAGAACACAUCGCAGGGAGUUGUGUUUUUUGUGGCCGGACUUAUCUGCUUCAUUCCGGGGGCCUAUCACGUUGUCUACAUCUGGCUGGCGGCCAAAGGAUAUCGAGGGUUUGACUUCUAUCACCUGCCACUCUUUACAUAAGCGUCGAUAAGCGAAGAGUGCUCUGGUUGAUCCAGGAGACAAGUAGCAAAACCUAAAACGGAGAGAGGGAGACCCCUAUCCACCCUAUAUACAUCCAUGUGUUUGUUUAUAUUUGUAUAAACAACUUAUUUUCUAUAAAUUAAUCGUAAAUAACCCGAAACCGAA